This is a messenger RNA of Chenopodium quinoa (quinoa), 1574 nucleotides long. Its product is annotated as GDSL esterase/lipase LTL1-like. Gene Ontology annotation, molecular function: hydrolase activity, acting on ester bonds. Lineage: Eukaryota; Viridiplantae; Streptophyta; Magnoliopsida; Caryophyllales; Amaranthaceae. Bases 203 to 1303 code for a protein of 366 amino acids. The transcript is spliced from 5 exons. The record is from RefSeq and is a predicted model, not a curated record.
UUUUCGGGUGGUCCACUUUCUAUGAUCUUUAGGUGCAACCGUGAAAGUAGAGGGGAAAUUGCAAUUAAUUAAUAUCAUCAAACUCACUUCCUAGUUCUUAAGGCCUUUAUAUACUCCUAUUCAUAAACUUCAGUUCAUUCAUCUUAUACUUGUUUGGGUUAAAAAGCUGGUCAUUUUCUGUCAAUACUAAAGAUACAUUAUAAUGGAAACUACAUUAGCUAUCUUCCUGUUUUUAACAUUAUUACUUUCAUUUAUGUCUUCCUUUGUUGUUGGUCAGAAUGGUCCUCGGGCUUUCUUCGUGUUUGGUGACUCACUCGUGGAUAGUGGUAACAAUAACUUCCUUGCCACCACUGCUCGCGCUGAUUCACCUCCCUAUGGUAUCGACUACCCUACACACCGUGCCACUGGGAGGUUCUCCAAUGGACUUAACAUCCCUGAUAUCAUCAGUGAAAGACUUGGUUCACAACCUACAUUGCCAUACUUGAGUCCCGAGCUAACGGGGCAGAGGCUACUAGUUGGAGCUAAUUUUGCUUCAGCUGGGAUAGGAAUCCUCAAUGACACCGGAAUUCAGUUUCUGAACAUAAUCAGAAUCUACAGGCAGCUAGAUUAUUUCCGUCAGUACCAACAAAGAGUGAGAGCCUUAAUCGGAGAAGCCGGAGCAAAACAACUAGUAAACCGAGCUCUGGUGCUGAUCACCCUUGGUGGCAAUGAUUUCGUUAACAACUAUUACUUGGUUCCUUUCUCAGUCAGAUCUACCCAGUUCACACUCCCUGCUUAUGUUGAUUAUCUCAUACAAGAGUAUAGCAGGAUUCUUGAGAAAUUGUACGAUUUGGGAGCUCGAAGAGUCCUAGUAACAGGGACUGGACCACUAGGGUGUGUACCAUCAGAGAUAGCACAAAGAGGCAGAAAUGGAAAUUGUGCAGAGGAACCACAAAGGGCAGCUGCUUUGUUCAAUCCUCGACUUGUUGACAUGAUCAGUAAGCUUAACAACAAAGCUGGCUCGAAUGUGUUCGUUGCUGCUAAUGCAUUUAAAAUGCAUAUGGAUUUCAUUGAAAGCCCUCAAUCAUAUGGAUUUGUGACAUCAAAGGUGGCAUGUUGUGGACAAGGACCAUACAAUGGACUAGGAAUUUGCUCAGUGGUAUCAAAUUUAUGUCCAAAUAGGGAUGCAUACGCGUUUUGGGAUGCCUUUCACCCAACAGAGAAGGCGAAUAGGUUGAUCGUUGAGCAGAUUUUGAGUGGCAACACAGACUACAUGCACCCCAUGAACCUCAGCACUAUAAUGGAGCUGGAUUCUAGAGUUUGAUGAAGUGAUAAGCUUAUGUAUCGUAUCGUAAUAUCUAUUUACUUUGCUAGGGAGAAAUAGGUAGUCCUUGUUAAGUUAUGCAUGUCAUGUAUCAUCGUAUCGUAUCGUAGUGAUGAGUAAUUUGUACGUUGCAUGUCGGCCUAGUUGUGUUUGGGGGGCUAAGAGGAGUUUUUUAAAUGGAGAAGACUAGAACUGUUUGAAGAUGGUGUAACCUAAUAAGUAAUAGAUGGAUUAUUAUGUUCAAGAAAAUCAAAUCAAACUCCUUUUUGAA